Phanerochaete carnosa HHB-10118-sp is the source of this 5265-nucleotide messenger RNA. RefSeq lists its product as uncharacterized. Lineage: Eukaryota; Fungi; Basidiomycota; Agaricomycetes; Polyporales; Phanerochaetaceae. The transcript is spliced from 6 exons. Bases 1 to 5265 code for a protein of 1754 amino acids. The record is from RefSeq and is a predicted model, not a curated record.
AUGUCAUCGAUCUCACCGAGCAGCAGUCCCAGGUGGGACUACAGGAAUUCAGGCUUCGUUUCUCCCUCACAACUCCAACUCUUAAAGCAGCAGGAAUUCGAGCUGCAACAGCAGCGGCUUCAGCAGCAACAACAGCAUCAAGAUCACGAACCCUUUCCAGCACAGAACGGGCAGCACACGUCAGCUGCGCACGCAGAAGCUCCACAGCAGCCGGGUAUGUUCAGGACCACCAGCCGGCCACCGCAAGACGCUCCAGCGCCGACGCACGGUACGCAACACACCCACUCGCGUACCCACUCGGCGUUCUCGUUCUUCAAGAGCAAGAACCAUCAGUCUACUCCCUCCACUGUCUCGUUAUCCCCUCAAUCCGCCGGUGAGUUGGGUGAGCUGCGAAAUGGCGCGGCACAGCAACCUGCGCCGUCCGCUUCGUCCACCGCCCCCAUGUCGCCCGCUAUGCCCGGGCCUUCGAGUAGAGAACAACCACCGCAGACACCCAAUCAACCUUUGAACAAUUCAUCAGCUCCUGUGCGAACGUCGAUAGCUGGUCCGCCAGGACCUGCACCGCUUCCACCGUUACAUCCCGAGAUACGAUCCAUUGUGCAGCUCACGGCCGCACAUGGAAGCAAGAUUUACUUCUCAGGACCUCUGAUUCGACGCUUUGACCGUCAGCCAGAUGGCCAGAGGCCGACCAAAGACGAAGGAUGGCGCGAGGUCUGGGCGCAACUGGGGGGCACGAUCUUGAGCUUGUGGGACAUGAAGGAGAUUGAGGAAGCAAGCAAGGAGGGUAGACAAGCUCCCCCAAGCUAUUUGAAUGUCACAGACGCAUUCGUGCAAGUACUCGGUUCUGUGACCAUGCCCGCCACGUCCACCUCCGCGGCGCAGAAGUACACCAACGUGCUGACUCUGAACACCGCUGGGUCGAAUUUACUGCUCUUCGCAUGUCCCUCCACUCAAGCCCUCCUCUCAUGGGCGGCCGCACUACGUCUCGCAGCCUGGGAGAAAUCACGGCUAGAGGAGAUUUAUAGCGCCCACUUGAUCAGAAUCACGCUCAACGACGGCCGAGACAUGCACACGCCGCUCCGCGACGGCCGCAUGGAAGGCUGGAUACGAAUUCGCGUAGCAGGACAGACCGACUGGAAACUCCUCUGGAUGGUCAUCUCAGCAGGCGCGCACAGUAGUGAUGCUGGCGUUGUAGAACUGCGCUCCCCGUCCCCCACCGUUCUCCGCAAGAAGCGCAUCUCGUCGCUGUUCUCGCGCGACCAGAGCCCUCCACGGGUCCCUGCGCCCGCAAGGCCGAUGCUACAGCUAUUCAUGUCAAACAAGCCGAAGGACAGGAGGGAGGCGGUCUUGACGGUGCGCGACGUCUCGCAGGCGUUUGCAGUAUAUCCGGAGCGACCGGAGUUGAUUAGCCGGAGCACGCUACUUAAGAUCGAAGGUAUGCUUGGUGAUGAAGAGGUUGCUGGAGCCAUGCGAAACAGAGAAGGGUGGCUUUUGGUUAUGCCGGAACUUAAAGGCAAUGGUGCGCGGGCUUCGGAGAUGCUCAAAUGGCUGAUUGCAAUUCAUGACGCAUUCGAAUUAUAUGGACGACCUCAAAUGUACAGCUGGGAUCCAAGAGAUCCCGGAUCCAUGAUGUUCGCGUAUCCCAUCGGCCCGCACAAGGAUCUUUUAUUCCUGGACCGUGAACUUGCUGAAAACCUUGAUCCACGAGACGACCGGACGUCCUCCGCUCGGGCUCAGCUGCGGCAUAUCCUGUGGGAUCGCAUGCGUGGUAGCCCUGACCAGUCCCAAUCACCCGCAACGGGUGCGCCUACACUUCCACCUCUUCCAGAUAUUACGCUUAUGGGUGACAUCAAAAACGAGGGUCAGAUUCUCGUUGAGCGUAAGAGCGAAGAGCAGCAGUACGCUGCUGCGGGUAGCUCUCAGCAAGCUUCUGUGUCUGGCGGACCACUGCAACUACCUCCACUUCAGUUCGAGAUGUCUCGGGACCAUGACCUGCCGGACAUUCCUCCACAACUGCCUCGCCCACUUACGCCUAUCACCGAGAGGAGCGACCCGCGACAUAGUCGUUCUGGCUCCGGAGAGGGUGCAGCUGCACAGCCGAACUCGAACGGGCAAGUUAACGGCUCACUCGAUCACCCUCAAGAGGAAAUCAAACCCAUAACUUCGUUCUUUGGGGAGCCGCUGGUAAGCAGUCCCGUAGCAUCCAGCCCUCCACCGACCAUUCAGCAAUUUGACUUCCGCAAGCGACAAAGCGAAGAUUCUUUCACAGCUGGAUCACCUUCUCGCCCCGACUCCAAGCUUACUUCGUUCACUCCCCCAAAGCAACCUACUUCACCGUCUGCGGUUCAUACGAAGUUCGAGUCCAACUCGUCUCACAGUCAAAGCACGGAACAUGGCAGACAGUCUCCAGCAUCAUUAGUACAACAACGUCAGUUCACUAUAACGCCUCCGCCGCCCAUUCAAGCCGCUGCAAAGCCUUCUUCACGCCCAGCAUCUCCUCGCCCCUCGAUUCCUGCCUCUCAACAGUCUCUGUUCGAAUCUCAAAAUGCGCCGCCUUCGCCCCAGUUCUCAGUACUGACUUCUCCACACUCUCUCGCAGACCCUCAGUCCCCUGUCUCCCCCAUUACUAUGCGUCGAGGAUCCAGGAUGUCCCUCAUGCAGGAUGUCUUCCCUUCACCUACGAAUACCGGCCAGCCCCGUCCUUCGACACCUAUCUCUGCUGGUAUGCAGUCUUCCUUCAGCACCCCUACCUCCCAGCUUGCCAAAUCCGUUCGUGUUCCACCUUCCCCGCCGUCUCCGACGCCUCAAGCUGCGCCAAUGGAGCAGACGCCUUCGGCUGCUAGUUCGACGGCACCGGAGCCUCCAUCCAAAGAUGAGUCUUCACCUGAGAUUUUACGCGAAGCAGGCGCACUAUACUACAUGCGGCUCGAGCGAGGUGAAGUUGGCCCUCGCCGUCAGUUGCCUCCGCCUCCUUCGGAAGAGAAGGACGAGACAACGUCCAGCGAGAGUGGCUCCGCGUACAGCCCUACGCCGGCAGCCACCGCUCGUAGUCAAGGGAGCUGGGGUCCAUCUCGUGUAACGAGUCCGACUGCGACCAGUCCGGCAAUCGGCUCUGUUUCGACAGCGAGCACUUCGUACUUCCCUCCCCAGCCUCAGCCGCAGGUCCAGAGUCGGGGCGGAAGUUCCUCCGGGCAUAGCACAGCCAAGCCCGGCGGUGCCCGAGCGAUCCCCAGUCCAGACCCCGGCGCUAGGGCGUCCAGAAGGCCGUCCGGUGCACGUGAUCUUCCCAUCAGUAAAACCAUUGCGGCUGCCCAACGCGAGCUUCAACACUCGACUCCCCUUCCUCCUUCCGACAUCGACGAGGACGACGAAGACAAUAUGAGUGACGAUGACCGCACCUCUGAGGAACGUGGCCCUCGCCUCCUCCCGCCCCGCCUCGCAAAGGCCGAGGCCGAGAGCAUGCAUGGCAACCAGCAUGACGCUGCAGACAUGCUCGCCGCACUUUCGUUCCUCGAACGCGAGGAAGCGCCUAUGCAGCCGCAACCGAAGCUGACACAGUCGCCGCCGCCAAUCUCGCCCGUCCCGCCGGCCCAACACCUCGCCGAGCCGCGUGCGACAUCGCCGACACCCUCGAUCCGUUCAUCGUUUGUUCCCUCGCGAAAGGCCGAGGAACGCAAGGCGAAAUCGCAAGCGCAACAGGCUGCUCACGACGCCGCGGUUCAUCAACCGGGUCGCGCGAAUGGUCGUCGUCAGAAGAAAGCUCGGGAUGCUGGUGCUUGGGGGGAGAGCAGUGAGGAGGAGGAAGAGGAGGAGGACGAGGAGGACGAAGAUGCGGACUCGGACUCAGAUAACCGGCCGCCAGCGAGGGGUGGAAGGAUGGGCCAGCGCGGGUUCGGAUCGCCGCAUCGGUCCAUGCAGCCGGCAGAGCAUGGUGUGUCCCCUGGUGCACAUCCUCAAGAGGGCAGCCCAUCACAACCGCGACGUCCACGAGACCUUCCACAGGUGCCAGGUCAAGGGCAAGGAUAUCCUCCGAUGGGCCCUGGUUUGUCACCAAUGGGUAAGUGCUCGUCAGAAGACCAUCUCGCUCCCCAGCCUCGCCGCUUUGUGUCGGAUCAGUUUUCUGAAGGCGCAAGACGGUCGUUCUACCCCGACACACAACGCCACCAACCUUCUCCCCAGCCUCAGUUCCGCCCACAGACCGAGUACAUUCAGCCGGGGGCUGCUCGUCAGAACAUGUGGAGCCAAGUCCUCGAGCGAGAUCCCGCCGCCGCCAAUCCCGAACCUAGCCGCGAUACCUUCAUCCAAAUGGAAAAUCCAUCACACACAAUGACCAAGGCGUUCGCCCCGCACGGCCUCCUCUCCGCCGGUCUCCAAGACAAGCAGGAUCGAUCAGCAAAGCGGCAAGAGGAACUUGCGCGAGAGACUGGUGCAUCGCUUAUCAAUGUACCCAAUAAGCCGCCGCCACCGCAGACUGGUCUUCUUGGCGCCGUCACGGCCCACGAGCGAGAACGGAAGCGUGAGGGUGGCCUGGGCGCGACACUCACGGAACGGGAACGGGAACGGCGUCUGGCAGAGGAGAGACAGCGCAAGCUCGACGAGUUCCAGCGCAUGCAGCUUGACCAAAUGCAACAAGGCGGCUCAAUUUACGGUGGCAUGGGCGUGCCGCAACAAUUCACGGGCUACAAUCCGAUGAUGAUGAUGGGCAUGAACCCGAUGAUGGCUGGCGGCUGGGGCUACCCUGGCAUGAUGAACCCACAACACAUGUUCGCGGCACAACAGGCGGCCCAGGCGUACCAGCAGGCCAUGGCUGUGUUGUCGACGGCGGGCUCGCAGGCUGUCGGAGAGAACGGUCAGGUGCCGCCACAGAUGAACCCGAUGAUGACCGGCGGGAUGUCGUUCGACCCUCGCAUGUCGAUGAUGGGCAUGCCAAUGAUGACGCCCCAGAUGACGGGUAUGGGCAUGGGCAUGGGCGGCAUGGGUACGCCUCCAAUAGGACCUAUGGGCCCAAUGGGUAUGGGCAUGGGAACUGGUAUGGGCAUGGGCAUGGGUGGAAUGACCCCGCAAAUGACGGGCGCGUCCGCCUUCGACAUUCGACUCCCUCCCGGUAACGAAGGCGGCCUGCGCCCGGCCGGCGAGGCAGCCGGUUCGCGCCCUUACUCUCAAAACGCCUCUACCAACGGCUCUCCCGCAACUGCCGCUCGGCAAUUCGACGCGAACGUGAAUGGCGAGGAGGCUGCCAAGAAACCACCUGCGAACGUGCAGUAA